AUGGAAAGGAGAGGAGGGAAAACUAAGGUUUCUGGAUCAAGGAACAAAACACCAAUGAAAACAACUAAUGGCAAGCCAACUACGAGUCAAGAAAAGGAGGAUGUGUCCCUAAGCUGUGAUGAGGCUUUUGAUGAUCAUUUUGCCCAUACACCUCAUGGUAAACAACCUAUGAGUCAGGAAAAGGAGGAUGUUCAGGAACAAGAAAAUGGCAAUGAGGUGAAGGUUUAUAGAGAAGUCGAGGAAAUAGAUGUUGAGGAAAGAUAUGUUCAGAAAAGAGAUGUUCAGGAAAGAGAGAUUGAAGAAAGAGAGGCUGAGGAAAGAGAGAGUGAAGAAAGAGAGGCUAAGGAAGGAGAAGUUCAAGAAGGAGAGGCUGAGGAAGAAGAAGUUAAUGGAAGAGAGGUUGAGGAAGCAGAAGUUGAAGAGAGAGAGAGAUAG
Lactuca virosa is the source of this 435-nucleotide messenger RNA. The record is from the annotation of a GenBank genome assembly. NCBI's taxonomy places the organism in Eukaryota, Viridiplantae, Streptophyta, Magnoliopsida, Asterales, Asteraceae.